This is a messenger RNA of Culicoides brevitarsis, 1491 nucleotides long. RefSeq names its product bifunctional phosphoribosylaminoimidazole carboxylase/phosphoribosylaminoimidazole succinocarboxamide synthetase (gene Paics). The transcript has 4 exons. Lineage: Eukaryota; Metazoa; Arthropoda; Insecta; Diptera; Ceratopogonidae. Bases 136 to 1422 code for a protein of 428 amino acids. Gene Ontology annotation, molecular function: phosphoribosylaminoimidazolesuccinocarboxamide synthase activity. Gene Ontology annotation, cellular component: cytosol. The record is from RefSeq and is a predicted model, not a curated record. Gene Ontology annotation, biological process: 'de novo' IMP biosynthetic process.
GAAUAAAGAGAACCUCUGGUUUUGAGUACUCUUUUAUUGUUGUGACAGCAUUCGGAGUGAGAAGAAGCAUAUUUUACACGCUCUAAUUUAAAUAUUCAAUUAAAAUCGAAUUUUCGAGACAUUCCAAUAAGAAUCAUGGCAACUCCCAAAGAAAUCGCUGGUUACAAACUCGGCAAAAAAGUCUACGAAGGAAAAACGAAGCAAGUUUUCGAGUUAGUCGAUAACCCAGAAUUGGUUUUGCUGUUGAACAAGGAUCGCAUUACCGCUGGCGAUGGUGCUCGUGCCCACGAUUUGGAAGGAAAAGCUGAAAUUUCCAACAAAACUAAUGCAAAAGUUUUUGGAAUUUUAAAUGCUGCCGGGGUUCGUACGGCUUUUGUCAAAUGUGUCUCAGAUAAAGCCUUUUUAGCGAAGAAAUGUGACAUGGUGCCAAUUGAAUGGGUAACGCGUCGCUUGGCAACCGGGUCGUACUUGAAACGCAAUCCGGGCAUCAAAGAGGGAUUUAGAUUUGCACCGCCAAAGCAGGAAACCUUCUUCAAAGACGACGAAAAUCACGAUCCGCAAUGGUGCGAAGAGCAAAUUGUCUCUGCCGGGUUUAAAGUCAACGGACUUGUUAUUGGUCAAGAUGAAGUUGAUAUCAUGCGUGAAACGACAAUUCUCGUCUUCGAGAUUCUCGAAAAGGCCUGGAAAACGCGCAAUUGCGCCCUCAUCGACAUGAAAAUCGAGUUCGGAGUCGACGAAAAAGGCCAAAUUCUCGUCGCCGAUGUCAUCGAUUCGGAUUCGUGGCGCUUAUGGCCCGCCGGCGACAAGCGUCUCAUGGUCGACAAACAAGUUUACCGGAAUCUCGUUGAAGUCACACAAACGGAACUCGAUACUGUCAAGCGGAAUUUCAACUGGGUGAGCGAGCAACUUGACAACAUCCUGCCGAAAAACGAUCAUCUUGUCGUCAUUCUCAUGGGAAGUGCUUCGGACAAGGAACAUUGCGAGAAAAUUGCGCGUCACUGCGCGGCUUUGGGCUUGAAUACGGAACUUCGGGUGUCGUCGGCGCACAAAGGAACUGCUGGCACGUUGCAAAUUGUCGCCGAAUACGAAAGUUUGUUCGAUAAUUUGGUCUUUAUUUGUGUGGCGGGACGUUCGAAUGGCUUGGGACCCGUGCUUUCGGGCAAUACGUCGUAUCCCGUGAUCAAUUGUCCGCCAGUUAAUGCGGGAAAUAUGCAAGUUGACUUGUGGUCGAGUUUGAAUGUGCCAAGCGGAUUGGGUUGCGGAACUGUUUUGUAUCCGGAAGCGGCUGCCUUGAAUGCCGCACAAACCUUGGGACUCACAAAUUACUUGAUUUGGUCCAAAUUGCGCGUCAAAAUGAACGAGAACUUGUUGACGUUGAAGAAGGGCGACAAGGAAUUGCGUGGCGUUAGAAAAGUUGAGUGAAAAAUUGAAUCUUUUUUAAAAUUUGUUUUCUUUUUCUUUAAAUAAAAAAAUAUAUUUGUUAAAAAAUUA